This is a messenger RNA of Hirsutella rhossiliensis, 1512 nucleotides long. Its product is annotated as centromere DNA-binding protein complex CBF3 subunit. Lineage: Eukaryota; Fungi; Ascomycota; Sordariomycetes; Hypocreales; Ophiocordycipitaceae. The transcript is spliced from 4 exons. Gene Ontology annotation, molecular function: DNA binding. The record is from RefSeq and is a predicted model, not a curated record. Bases 1 to 1512 code for a protein of 503 amino acids.
AUGGCCGCGGACGACUCGUACACGGCAGCUGACGAGCGCGCCCGUGCCGCCCGGAGGGCGCGGCAUCCAGGCGAAGAAGGACGAACAGCCGGCGAACACGACGCGGAGUUACGCGGCGAAGCAGCGGGAGUGGAAGGCCUGCUGGCGGCGUGGCUCAAAGAGGAUAUCCUGUUACGACGCGUUGUGCCGCCGCAGAAGAAGAAGCCGCGCGCGCGGGGUAAGAUUAGGGGCAACGGCAACGGCGAGGCCGUACAGGUACGGCAACAGCGCGAACAGGAGCAGCUCGAGGCCGCGGCCAUGGCAGAGGCCGAAAGCCUGGCCGAAGCUUUGGAGGUCCCCCUGGCCGAGGCCGCCGAGCUGCUCGCUGACGACCGCGAGGGCUACGUGCCACCCACAGGCCUCGCGACGGCUGCAGUAGACCUUACCGAAGGGUCUUUGCUUACGAGGGGCACUAUCGACGCCUAUAUCGCGGCCGUUAUCGAGCCAUGGAGGCUCCAGGUGGCUCACGGCAACGCGAAUACGGAGAAUCCCGGGCGCCGCCGCCGGCUACCUCCCGAUGAAUGGCUUCGGAUCCAGGAUCUCCUUCUCACUGGCGCCGCGUAUACGCCGCAAAACCUCCGUACGCGAGUCGACCUCCUCUUCGGCCACUACUACCUCUUACGGGGGGAGAACCGGCGCAAGAUGGAGCUUGCAGACCUAUCCCUACUCGACUAUCCGCCUUCGGAGGGCCCGACCCCCUGUGGUUGCCUGGUAAGCCUUUUACGGGACGGCAAGCUAAAUAAGACGGCGAGGAAGGAGUUUAUGGGCGCGCUCCGGCACAAGGACCCCUUAUUCUGUACGCAAGGGCCUAGCACAGCUCUUCUUUGGCGCUGGCACGUCGCCGGCGAACCGCCCCGUCCUUCCGGCGCCGUCAGGACUGGUAUCGGAUCAAGGUCCUCGUCGGGCGGGACCGCGAGCAGGAGCUCGUACCCGACGCAGCUACAAGAGACCUGGCGUAUCUUCGGCGCUGCCGGCCUUAUCGCGUCGAAGAAGACGCACCUCCCGCGCAGGGUGGGCGCCCAGGACGCGGAGACCCAUGGCACGUCGCUCGCCCAGAUCUCGCAGGCCGGCCGCUGGAACCAGAGCGUGCUCUGCCAGGCAUAUCUUACGCACCUACCGCGGCAGUUCAUGCGUAUCGUCGCCGGCUUCUCGGCCUCCCCGGGGGACUACUUCCUCGCGCGUGCGGCUCACGAACCCCCGUACGUCUUACAAAAGCAGCUGUGGCCGUGGAUCGAGGAGUGGGAACCCGCUUUGAGGCGCGGGCGCGCCGGCAAUGCUGGGCAGAAGGCGGUCUCGACGACGACGACCCAGCCGCUGACGGCUUCCUUGCUUAUGCGGCGCCUGCGUAUAGUACUUCUGCAGGACCUGGCCGUCCUACAGCUCCGCUACCCGUCGCUACCGUUCUUCGCCUACGCCCCUUUGGCGGGCCCGAGUGGGACGAGUUCGCCGUCGCCGUGCGGUCCACCGCGGUAG